This is a messenger RNA of Gigantopelta aegis, 1594 nucleotides long. Its product is annotated as BTB/POZ domain-containing protein 2-like. The record is from RefSeq and is a predicted model, not a curated record. Gene Ontology annotation, molecular function: protein binding. The coding region runs from base 128 to 1480 and encodes 450 amino acids. The transcript has 3 exons. NCBI's taxonomy places the organism in Eukaryota, Metazoa, Mollusca, Gastropoda, Neomphalida, Peltospiridae.
CCUCGCAACCAGAUCACGCUGUCAGUAUUGACAACAACUGGGACACAAGUCUCGUGUCGGCCAUUUUAUCAGGUGUUCUUUCUCUGUGCGUUGAAAAUUACAAAGCCAUUUUAAAAAUCAAAACAAAAUGGCUAAACGUGGCACCAACGCAGACUGGCAGUCAGGGAAGGAAUUCGCCGACACCAACUUACACAUGCUUGAAAGCAGCAUCGGGUGUGAUGUGACAUUUCGUGUGGGUUUAGAAGAGACCAAAGUCCACGCUCACAAGUUUAUGAUGAUCAGUCGCAGUCACGUGUUUUCCACCAUGUUUUGCGGGGGAUUCACCAAAACGGGUGACAUCAGUAUCAGUAAUACUGACGUCACGACUUUUAAACAGUUUCUUAGAUUCAUCUACACAAAUGAUAUCACUAUUGAAUAUGACAACGUUGUGUGCAUGCUGAACCUAGCAAAACGAUACAGCAUUGGAAAACUACAAGAUGUUUGUGUAAAGUUCCUGGACAUUUCUACAACUAGUGACAAUGUAUGCCACAUUCUCUCGCAGGCAGGAUGUCAUGAUGAGAUGGAUGUCCACAACCAAUGUUUACACUUCAUUAACCAAAAUGCAAAAGAUGUUUUGGCAUCACCUGGAUUCUUGGAUUUGUCUCAAAAGUCAGUGUUUGAUAUUGUAAAAUCGGACGACCUUGACAUUGACGAAGAAGCUGUAUUUCGAGCUGUCGACAAAUGGGCAGAGAACACGUGCCAGAAACAGGGACUAGCAGUUACUUCACAAGCAAAACGUGACGUUCUUGGUUCAGUUACAAACCAAGUGCGGUUUUGUCUGCUGUCGAAACAAUUUGUUGCCAACACUGUCAACGUGAGUGGCUACUUGACCCAGAAGGAAGAGCUCACGAUUUUGCAACAUUUCCUUUCUCCGAAAACCCAUACCUUUCCCGGAGAAUUGUCUGCGAAGCCACGGAAUCGUAUUCCAAUAUACAGACGCUUGAACCUUAGAACAUUUCAUAGAAAGUGCUUCGGUCUAGUACAUUUCAGAUCGGCCAAGUUUUGGAAGUUGAUUUUGGGGUUCUUUAUUGCAAUAUAUAUUGUCGUCACUCUCUCGUAUCUAACUGGCAAUUUGAAUCGUCGAGACAUGACUGGAAACGUUUUCCUCAGAAAAGGAUUUAACUUUAAGGGUGUUAAAAUCAGAAUUGAGGAUGUCAAAGAAGAUUGGUAUUUAGUGAGUGUUACUGCAAGCCUUUUUGAUGACAAACGUCAUAUAGCGACGCUGGAAAAAUUUGAAAGAAGACAGCUAAAUGUAGUUCAUGUAGUAUGGCUAGAGCUACCAGAAGCUGUGGUUAUACAGGAAAGUACAAAACACACCAUUUUUGUUGUUGUAGACCUUUAUGGAUUUGAAGACAUUUUUCUGAACUUCUUUAAAUUGUUUGAUAAUAACCCGAUUCCUAAAGCAUGGGACAUUGAAUCUAUAAAACUAUUAUCUAAUUGAAAAAUGAAUGAAUGAAUGAAUGAAUGAAUGAAUGUUUAACGACACCCCAGCACGAAAAAUACAUCGGCUAUUGGGUGUCAAACUAUGGUAAUGCAAAUAAAUAAAGUGAUGAUC